Pyricularia oryzae 70-15 is the source of this 2172-nucleotide messenger RNA. RefSeq names its product nucleoside transporter. The transcript is spliced from 2 exons. Gene Ontology annotation, cellular component: plasma membrane; fungal-type vacuole membrane. Gene Ontology annotation, biological process: nucleoside transmembrane transport. Lineage: Eukaryota; Fungi; Ascomycota; Sordariomycetes; Magnaporthales; Pyriculariaceae. Gene Ontology annotation, molecular function: nicotinamide riboside transmembrane transporter activity; nucleobase transmembrane transporter activity. The coding region runs from base 396 to 1784 and encodes 462 amino acids. The record is from RefSeq and is a predicted model, not a curated record.
UGAGCACGCGCUUCCUCUACUUCAACAUCUGGUAGCCUCGUGAUCGUCGUUAUGGUGUAGGUACCCAGUUACCUUGCCUUGUUGUCGCCAAAAUUCAUCAAGUUGCAUUACGUGACGGCUUUCUCGCCAAAAAAAUAUUCAUGCCAGCCUAGUCCACGUGGUUUUUCCAAGCUGGAGCAACGCCACGCGCUACCUUGGCUGCAACGACGACCCCUCGCAACCGACCUUUCGCUGCUGUGUAUUGUGAACCUGCCGAUCAAAAGAGGACUUCGUCCAAGAUUUAUUCAUCCCGACAUAACCAUUGGAUGCUUCCCAUAUAAGUCAUUCCCUAGACUAGUAAAGGCCAUCGUCGGUCGCACAGCCUGUCAAUCCGUUUCCUCUCCAGCGACGCAACAAUGGACCGCAUCAGGAGCCUCUUUGCUCGCCACAAGCCAGUUCGGAACGAGGCCGAAUAUGAACCGCUCACUGAGGACGGCCUGGACCGCAGGGCCGGUGCCGAAACCCUUCUGGCGCCCGAAGACGGCGGCGAGGUUCCGUUUUCUUGGGUAGAGUAUUUAAUCUUUGCCAUGGUCGGCGUCGCCAUGUUAUGGGCUUGGAACAUGUUCAUGGCCGCCGCCCCGUAUUUCCAAAUGCGCUUCCGCGACGAUCCCUGGUUGCUUGACAACUUCCAGUCUGCCAUCCUCUCGACCUCAACAUUCACCAACUUGGCGGCUAUGCUCGUUCUUACCGGAAUGCAAAAGUCUGCGUCAUACCCGCUGCGGAUUAACACCGCACUUAUAAUCAACACAUGCACCUUUGCCCUCCUCACCAUAUCGACUGUGUAUUUCCUGAAUGUGUCGCCGGGGUUUUACUUGGUAUUCGUCCUUGUGACUGUCGCUCUGUCCGCCUGGGCCACUGGCAUGAUGCAGAAUGGCGCCUUCGCGUUUGCAGCGAGCUUCGGAAGGCCCGAAUACACGCAGGCUAUCAUGGCAGGUCAGGGUGUCGCCGGUGUACUCCCUCCGAUAGCACAGGUGGUUUCGGUGCUUGUAUUCCCUGCCCCAAUUGACGACCAGCAGCAGCAGAGCAGCCAAUCAGGGGCCGGAAACGCAGCCUUCAUCUACUUCCUGACGGCAGUGGUUGUGUCUGCGGCUGCCCUGUUUUCUUUCAUUCCGCUGGUCCGACGACACAAUGCGCUCGUCGAGAUGCGCCUAGCGGAUCAGAUGGCCGCAUCGCAUGCUUCCAUCGAGGAGGCGGAGCGCGCUGCACGCAGGGUUGUUGGACCCGUAACGCUGUUCAGAAAGCUGCAUUUUGUCGCGGGUGCCGUCUUCAUCUGCUUCGCCCUGACCAUGUUCUUCCCCGUCUUCACGACCAAGAUCGUUUCCGUGCGGACGGGCAAAGACGUUAGCCCAAUCUUCCAGCCGCAGGCCUUCAUACCGCUUGCAUUCUUCUUUUGGAACAUGGGCGACCUCGCCGGCCGCAUGGCCACCAUUUUACCUUUCUCGCUGCGCCACCGACCUGCCACGCUCUUCGGGCUGGGUGUGGCGCGCGUCUUGUUCCUGCCGCUGUACCUGCUCUGCAAUGUCGGCGGCCGCGGCGCAGCCGUAAACAGUGACCUCUUCUACCUGCUGCUCGUGCAGCUGCCGUUCGGACUGACCAACGGCUGGCUGGGUAGCAGUGCCAUGAUGGCGGCGGCCGAGUGGGUCGACGAGCCCGAGCGCGAGGCUGCAGGCAGCUUCAUGUCGCUCUCUCUGGUCGCUGGCUUGACGGUGGGAAGUUUACUUAGCUUUACUGCUUCGGGGGUAUAAAGGAUAUAGAUAUGUAUGCAUUUGUAUGAGUUUACUUUAUGAAAUGUGUGCUGAGACCGCCAUGUUUUCCUAGAAUAUAACCGUCUCGGAUUGCUAGAGACAAUACGGAUGCCCUUGAGUACAAUCAUCGGUGUUCGCCAUUUGAAAACUGUGCCAUGAGGCUUGAUUCUAGUCCCCUUCUUCCCUUAACAGCUCGUCGCUCUCGUCCCCUGGAGGCUGAGUAGUGACAGUUACGUAUUUUAUCUGCCUAUUGGCAUGGAACAUGUGGGAGUCGAAUAUAAUUGGAUCCCUCAGCUUUUUUCACCUCUCUCGCCUCCUGAUGAGCCUUUUGCCGCGACCUUGUUCUACCCUCAUCCCGUUGGAUAUUCACUCUCUAAUAUUCUGUUUG